AUGUGGGUGUCGCAAAAAAUAUUGGAUAAUUUGGAGGUAUGCCGGAGCGAGGUGGCGCGGUCGGUUCUAGAUUCAAGGCCACGGCCGUUGCUCCCCAGUCCUGCCGAAGCCUCCACUUAUUACCUUCCCGAGAUAGAACGCGACCAUGGCAUUGGUUGGGGUGUUUUGUCCCGCUCGCACGCAGUUCAUUCACCCGAGCGAGUGCGGAAGAAGCGCAGGCGGCGGUACAGACCGCAGGCAACCAAGGAAGGCUCCGACCAUGAACCGAGCCACACUUAUCAGUUAGACGGAGCUAUUGGUGCGCUACGCCGCCUCCACUCAACUCCACGAUGUACUAACGCGCCUAACUUAGACUGA
Molecule: messenger RNA, 357 nt
Organism: Leptosia nina
Lineage: Eukaryota; Metazoa; Arthropoda; Insecta; Lepidoptera; Pieridae
Source: the annotation of a GenBank genome assembly